AUGAAAAAGAUCUCAAAGAGAAAACAAGAUAUUAAAAAGAUGUCUGAAGAGACAGAUAAUAUUGCAGUAGAAGAAAAUGUAGACAAGCAUCUUCAAAAAGGUUUAGAUGCAGAAGAAGAAAAUAAAAACACAAUAGAAAUGUUCAGGAGCAAAGUAAGAGAAAAGCUAAAGAAUGCUAAGAUUAAUCAAAGUGAAAAAUCUUCAACUCAUCUGCUCAUUGAUAAUAAGAUAAAUCAGUGGUCUAAGGUUAACCCACAGACUGAAGUUUCAUUGGAGGCAGGCCUUUCGUUUUUCACUCUGAACGGUGAAGAAGGCGCAGCUUUGGGCCAGUUUUCAGAGCAGCGAUUAGUAAAUGAUAGUUACCCUAAACAUUUAUCACUUGGUGAUAAUGUACAAGAUUUUGCUGAAAGCCAUGACAAAGAUUAUAUGGAAGAAGUAAUUUUUCCAGAUUUACUUGAAGUAAAAGCUGCUGAAUAUGAAGAUGAUCAAGAACAAAUCAAAAGACAACAGAUAAAUAUUUUUGUGCCAAGUAGUUCUUCAGUGGUCAACCAACGUAAACUGCCAAAAGAUAUGAUGCCACGCAUUUUAGAAGACGAAGGAUUCUAUAUACAGAGAAAGCCAAAAAUAUAUAAAAAGACCUGCAACAAAAUGGAAAAUCGCCUGCUUCAACUAGAAGAGGGAAUGUGUUGGUUUGAAGAAAGUGCUGAAAUAAUGUCAUUACCUUCACCUAUUAGCCAGUCAUGGAAAUUCAGACUAAAUAUAAGCAAGGAAUCUUUAAAUCCAGCACUAAAGACCAUAUACAGGAAGGCAGUGAAAUCUGAUUUAGAAAGCUCUAUUAGGACCAAAAUGGAAGGUCAAGGGAAAAUGUACCAAUUAGAUCUCAACAUUGUGGGUUUGCAAUUUAGCCAUCAUCCUGUCUUCAAUCAAGAACAAGUAUUAUGUGCUAGGCUGCUCCAACUUUAUGAGUGUUUUCAGGACAGACAGCAACAGAAUUUAUCUCAGCUCCUUUUAGAGAAGCUUAAAGCGCUGACACAUGCUACCAAAUUAUUAAAUGAUGAUUUGGAAAUGAGCCAGCUGACUGGAAAAUCUUUACAAGAUUAUUAUUGGCAGAUAAGUAAUACAAAACAGCUCUAUGACUUAGAAAGGGAAAAGGACUUCUCUCUACUACAAAGUAUAUUACGUACUUGGAAACAGAUAAAAGCUCUUCGACAACAGCAAGGGUUUAUAAGCACCCCGAUAAAGUUACAGUUUCAGAGGAUAAAAAUAAAUAAAUUUGAUGAACAAAAUCAAGGAGAAAUGUCAGAAAUGUCUGAGACUGAGAAGAAAACUGAAGGAAAAGCAUAUAACAGUGGGGGAAAUGAGGAGAGCCUCUUAUGUUUAGCUUCAGAACUUGAAGAAACAGAUAUUGAAGGAAUAAAGCCAAUCACUUUGAUGCCACAACUUUCUUUUGCUGAAGAAUUAACAAACUUAUCCAAGUGUUCACUGCAUGAACAAAAGAGGAGAGCCAAAAUUCAGAAGCUUAAAUAUUUUAUUAAAAUAUUAUACAAUGAUAAACAGGUUUCUUGCACUUCAAUAUCUCCUCUGCAGUUUGAUUUUAAAGUCAUGUUUCAGCAGAUUUUCAAUAUCCAGUUAAUAUAUUGGCCUGAAACAAUUUGCUUGGAGGUUUAUGAAAUAAAUAAAAGGACAAACUUGCUGGCAAAACUAUAUGUACCUUUGCCUAACAACACAGAGCUGAAAAGCAAAACUGCUUUGGAAUAUGUAGAGUUUAGCUCUGAUGAGCUGGUCAUGCCUGAGUAUGGAGAAGUAGGAAGCAAUGUGCCUUUUCUUCUUGAGGGAAAUGAAACUGAAGAACUUUGUCUUUUCACAUCAGGAAAACUAAGCUAUUCCCUAUCAUGGGCCUUAGAUGAAAAUGGCAUUCCUCUGACACCUAUGUCGCAGUCAUUAAGAUCUGCUUACUGCAGUGUGUUAAGAAAUGUAGAUGCAAGAGGCGAUCCUGGAAUUCCAUGGCUCAUUAAUACACAGAAGCUUUUUGAAUGGGCAAAUGAAGUCAGAAUUGACCCAAAUAAUCCAGAAUAUUCUGAUUUAAUGGAAUUUAUUAUGUACAUGAAACAUAAAGGGAAGGAUAUCCCAAAGUAUUUUCGUCUUGAACAGUUGCAAGAAGAAUCAAGUUUUGUUUCUGAAGAGGAAAUGAAAAAGAGUAAACGUUUCCGGCUAUUGCAGCUUAGAAAUGCAGGACAAUUAGGUAUUUUCCCUCUGCAGCAAAUACCCCUUUAUGACAGAGAGAUUCCAGACUCAGUCUUCCAGGAAUAUGAAAGUCAGGUAGAGAAGGAUAUGUCCUUUUCAGAUGUGAAUUCUAUUACCGCCCAAAGGAUUAGUUCUGUCAAUUUUCUGAAAAAGAUGAGAAAGAUGGUAAUGAAAAGAAUUGUCAAAGUUAGCAAAUUUAACUUAUCAGAUAUUGUAGCUGAUUAUGAAGAAAUUGUAUCUACAAGCCAGUUGACGCAUGCAAUUUGUAAGCUUGUUGAACGACAAAGAAAGUUAAAGCCUCAGAGGAAAGAAAGGAAAAAAGUGGCAGCACAGACGAUCUGUGAUGGAGAUAUUAAGAUUCUUGUCAGAAUCCUGAGGGCUUAUAAUAUUCCCAGCAGGAAAACAACAGUUCACAGGCCCUUGGAUAUAUCUACUUCUCUGAUAUCAUCCAUAUCUUGCCUCAGACAUAAAGAAACAAUCAAAUCAGUGGCCUCAGAAGAGAUCUUAUAUGAGGAUACUGUACACCCUUUUGUGGAAGUUUCCUUUCAACACACUGUAUACCAAACCAGUACUGCAAGUGGAUCUCAUCCAUGCUGGAAUGAGGAAAUUAAAGUAGAUUUUGUCUCACCAGGACAUGAUUAUAGCUUCUCAAGUUUAUCUAAAAUAAAAGAUAAUAUAUAUAUCAACAUUUUUGAUGAAAUGAUUUUUGAAAAACAUGAGGAUCACUGUUUCAGGAGCUGCAGUGGUCAUUCAUAUGUAAGAAAGAAUUGGCUUGGAUCCAUUGUCUUCCCUUUCUCUGCUCUUCUGCAACAAUCUGAGAUUAAUGGAACAUUCCAAGUAAACAUUCCACCAGUUUUGCUUGGGUAUACUUGGAGUAAGACUUCUACAUCUCCUAAAGAAGAUCAUAAUGUGCAGAAUUUAAAAGAAUGUACCUUUUUAAAUAUUUUUGCUACCAUUGAACCUCAAAUAUCAUAUGUCACCUGUAAUCCAGAACUAGACAAGUUUUCAGAUCAAAUAGAUGUUUUGGAGAGAGCACACAUUUUUGCAAAAAAUUGUAAGGCAGUAUUUCCCAACCGAAGAAUCACAACAACUGUUUUUAAUCAUGACGGGAUACAAAUCUUAGUAACAAGAUAUAUCAAGGCAUUAAAUCCACCUCAACAACUCCUGGAUAUAUUUCUUCGUGAUUCCAAUGCAACACUUGACCUCAUUGCUCAUUUUGUAUCUUUGAUUCCUCUUAUGCCUGACCUGGAUGAAAAUGAUGGUUUUGAUAUAUGGAUGACAUCAGAGCGCUGCAUCAGUUUGGCUAUUGGGAAUAAGGAGGAGCAUGCCAUACUUCUCUGUAAUUUCUUUUUGUACUUCGGAAAGAAAGCUUUGGUCCUCCUGGGAACCUCAAUUUUAGAAGGGCGUGUAGCUUAUGUAUUAACUCAUGAAACUGAUGAAUAUUUGCUUUGGAAUCCAUUAACUGGUCAAUGUCAUAGGCAAUUUGACCCAUUUUGUCCUUUACAAAGUGUAGACUGUUUGUUUGAUGAUGGAAAUGUCUGGUUUAAUAUUCAACAAAAUAGUACACCAAUGGCCGUAUAUUUUGACUAUUCAAAGGAAAGUUUCUGGAAACAGCUGCUUCCAAAAAAUUUUCAAGGGACACAAGUACAAAGCAUACAGCCUGAAGAAAUCAUUUAUUCUGAUACUAAUAAAAGCAUGGUAGAUGAUCUAAAGAACAGGAUUGAAAGGACUCUAAAAUGUAAAAUUAUGGAAUGGCGACCUAAGCAGCCAACACGUUGGAAUCGACAAUGUACUUCUAUUUUGCGACACAUUCUUCCUAAGCUAGAACUUGGCACUGAAAGAUUUGUUUCCUCUGAAGAAGAGAGUGAAUUUGAAAGACUAUUACAAUUUUAUUGGAUUGCAGGAUUUCCUAUCCAGAUGCCAUACACUAAUGUACAGACAGUGAUUGAUGCCAUGUAUCAAACUGGAAUCCACUCCUCGGAAUAUCCCCAGACAGAAUUUGCUCUCGCCGUAUACAUUCACCCAUACCCAAACAACAUAUUAUCUGUGUGGGUCUAUUUGGCUUCUUUAACUCGGCGACAGUGA
Messenger RNA from Myotis lucifugus (little brown bat), 4329 nucleotides. It is a transcript of the gene CC2D2B, whose product is annotated as coiled-coil and C2 domain containing 2B. Gene Ontology annotation, cellular component: ciliary transition zone. Gene Ontology annotation, biological process: non-motile cilium assembly; protein localization to ciliary transition zone. Bases 1 to 4329 code for a protein of 1442 amino acids. The transcript is spliced from 35 exons. The record is from RefSeq and is a predicted model, not a curated record. NCBI's taxonomy places the organism in Eukaryota, Metazoa, Chordata, Mammalia, Chiroptera, Vespertilionidae.